CCAGGCUCCGGCGGGGGGGGGAAGGCUCCCGGCGGCGGCGAGCGAGCAGCGGGAACGGGACGCGGCCCGCCCGCCCCCCCACCCCUCCCGGAGCCUCUCGGCGGGAGCGGAGCGGAGCGGCGGGACCAUGCCGUCGGUCAGCCUGCCGCCCAAGGAGAACGCUCUCUUCAAGCGCAUCCUGCGGUGUUACGAACAUAAGCAGUAUAGAAAUGGGCUGAAGUUUUGUAAGCAGAUCCUUUCUAACCCCAAGUUUGCAGAACAUGGAGAAACCUUGGCAAUGAAAGGACUAACAUUAAACUGUCUAGGGAAGAAAGAGGAAGCUUAUGAGCUGGUGCGCAGAGGCCUAAGGAAUGACUUGAAGAGUCAUGUCUGUUGGCAUGUCUAUGGUCUUCUUCAGAGGUCAGACAAGAAGUAUGAUGAAGCUAUCAAAUGCUAUAGAAAUGCACUGAAAUGGGACAAAGACAAUCUUCAAAUCUUGAGAGAUCUUUCUCUGCUACAGAUUCAAAUGAGGGAUCUUGAAGGUUACAGGGAAACAAGAUAUCAGUUGCUUCAGCUCCGACCUGCACAACGAGCAUCAUGGAUUGGCUAUGCUAUUGCUUACCAUCUGUUGGAAGACUAUGAAAUGGCAGCAAAAAUUUUAGAGGAAUUUAGGAAGACUCAGCAGACAUCACCUGAUAAAGUGGACUACGAGUACAGUGAGCUGCUGCUGUAUCAAAAUCAAGUUCUCCGUGAGGCAGGACUACAUAAAGAAGCGUUGGAGCAUCUUUGUACCUACGAAAAACAGAUCUGUGAUAAAUUGGCUGUUGAAGAAACUAAAGGUAAUUACUAUUCAAAGAUGCAUUUGAAUGCAUGUGCAGACGUUGGAAAAGACCUUCAAGAUCGUCGAGUUCAACCAUCCACCUAUCACCAAUAUAAACUGUUCUAUUUUGUUCCAGCUAAUAUGAUGGAGAGGCUAAAGAUUUAUGAAGAGGCCUGGACUAAAUACCCGAGGGGACUAGUUCCAAGAAGAUUACCAUUAAAUUUUUUGUCAGGUGAAAAGUUUAAGGAAUGUCUGGACAAGUUCCUAAGGAUGAAUUUCAGCAAAGGUUGCCCGCCAGUCUUCAAUACCUUACGAUCAUUAUAUAAAGACAAGGAGAAGGUGGCAAUCAUUGAAGAGCUGGUGGUGGGUUAUGAAACCUCCCUAAGAAGUUGCCGGUUAUUUAACCCAAAUGAUGACGGUAAAGAAGAACCUCCGACCACUUUACUUUGGGUCCAGUAUUAUUUGGCUCAACAUUAUGAUAAAAUUGGGCAGCCAUCGCUGGCUCUAGAAUACAUAAAUGCUGCUAUAGAAAGUACUCCCACUUUGAUAGAGCUGUUCCUUGUGAAGGCAAAAAUCUAUAAGCAUGCUGGAAAUAUUAAAGAAGCUGCAAGGUGGAUGGAUGAGGCUCAGGCUUUGGACACGGCAGACCGAUUUAUCAACUCCAAAUGUGCAAAAUACAUGUUGAAAGCAAACUUUAUUAAAGAAGCAGAGGAAAUGUGUUCUAAAUUUACGAGGGAAGGAACCUCGGCAGUAGAGAACUUGAACGAAAUGCAGUGCAUGUGGUUCCAGACAGAAUGUGCGCAGGCUUACAAAGCAAUGAAUAAAUUUGGAGAAGCACUUAAGAAAUGCCAUGAAAUCGAGAGACAUUUUGUAGAAAUCACAGAUGACCAGUUUGACUUCCACACUUACUGCAUGAGGAAGAUUACUCUUAGGUCUUAUGUGGACUUGUUAAAGCUAGAAGAUGUACUUCGACAACAUCCAUUCUACUUCAAAGCAGCACGGAUUGCCAUAGAGAUAUAUUUGAAACUUCACGAUAAUCCCUUAACAGAUGAAAAUAAAGAGCACGAGGCUGAUACAGCAAAUAUGUCUGAUAAGGAGCUGAAGAAACUACGAAAUAAGCAGAGAAGAGCACAGAAGAAAGCACAGCUGGAGGAGGAGAAGAAGAAUGCUGAGAAAGAGAAGCAACAGAGGAAUCAGAAAAAGAAGAAAGAUGAUGACGAUGAAGAAAUUGGAGGCCCGAAAGAAGAACUUAUUCCCGAGAAAUUGGCCAAGGUUGAAGCACCUUUGGAAGAAGCCAUUAAAUUUUUAACCCCCCUGAAGAAUUUAGUGAAGAACAAAAUAGAGACGCAUCUCUUUGCCUUCGAGAUUUAUUUUCGAAAAGAGAAGUUCCUUCUGAUGCUUCAGUCUGUGAAGAGAGCUUUUGCAAUCGAUUCCAGUCAUCCUUGGCUUCACGAGUGUAUGAUUCAUCUCUUCAGCAGUGUAUCUGAAAGUAAGGAUCUGCCUGACGCAGUUAGAACAGUGUUAAACCAAGAGAUGAAUCGGCUUUUUGGAGCAACUAAUCCAAAGAACUUCAAUGAAGCUUUCCUUAAAAAGAACUAUGACUCGCUGCCACAUAGGUUAUCAGCUGCCAGAAUGAUGUACUAUUUAGAUCCUUCCAGUCAGAAAAGAGCGGUGGAGCUGGCGAUGACCCUGGAUGAAUCCCUCAUUAACAGAAAUCUUCAGACUUGUAUGGAGGUAUUAGAAGCUUUAUGUGACGGUAGCCUUGGAGACUGUAAAGAAGCAUCUGAAACUUACAGAGCAAAUUGUCAUAAGCUUUUCCCUUAUGCUUUGGCUUUCAUGCCCCCUGGUUAUGAAGAGGAUAUGAAGAUCACAGUUAACGGAGAUAGUUCUGCAGAACCUGAAGAACUGGCCAAUGAAAUAUGAACAACUGUAUUGGAAAAAAAUGACAUUGGACCAUAUCUGGUGUAUAAUAUUUUUGUCACGCACCUGCUGAAUUGUUCUAACUUACACGGAGAAUGGAAGGGAAAAAAACUGUUGCCUUCAAAUAGUUUUACUUUUUUUUUUUUUAUCCUGCUGACAAAGUAUAUAUAUGAAAUAUCUAACAUAUUACUGGAUAUAGGUUGUUUGGUUUCUUAAAAAUUAAAAGCUGCUAAAAUUGAAGAAAAAAAAAAACAAACCCUCGUCCUUACCUACCUACCCAUGUUUUUAAACUAAUUUAUAUAAAGUCUGGAGGCGCGGAGCCUUCAGAGCAGGUGUGUGGCAGAAAUAUUACUUUAAAUUUGUCUUGUGAGAUUACUGUUAUCUCAGACAGCAAAAAUGCUGUUUUAGCACUGGAUUCUUUCACUGAGCACAAAGAGUUGUUGGGGCUUUAGCAUCUGACUGAUUUUGAUACGGGGAUGAUUCAGUCCAUAGGAAGUAUGCAAUGUGAAAUCGGAAUACACAGAGAGAAACCCGCAACAUACUUGUUAUGUUGUGGAUGCUGGGACAUACGGAUACCAAGCAGAAUUAAGAAACAUAGUGUGUUCAAUAAGCUUGUUGCGUCUCUGAAAUUCACUGUACACGAUCAGUUUGGUGUUCUUGCACCACAGUUUUUAACAGAAGGAACCAGUCGAAUCGAUAUCUCUGAAUGAAAGACGGGAGGCGGGGUGGGGAGAACGAAUGACGUCGCUGGUUUUGAGAUGAACCUGUCUGAAUAGGUCGGCCAAACUUUUUUAAAACUGUAAUGCAAGAACCAAAUAAAAUUAUGCACUGUGAUGUGGCACCAACUAAUUAGGAAAGAUAGCAUGCGUUUUUCACGUAGAGUGAAAGCAAAAUGAGAACAUACUAUGGCUUGAAGUUGCAAAGAGGAGAACUCCUGACUACCGUUCUGACUGAUCAAGAGACUAAUAGUUUAAAACCUCAGCAGGCCUUGUUCACGUUAUGCAGAAAAAAAAAAAAAGUGCUGCAGUUUAGAUACCUCUGGAACUUUUCCACAGUGUCACAGGUUUGUAAUACUUGAAGCCCUACAUUUCUAAGAAUAUAUUUCUUGCUCAGUUGUUUCAGGCAAGCCCAAGACUUUGUAACUUUUAAGGGGCCCAAGAUUUUUUUUCAAUAACAGACCAGCUUCUUAUUCCUGCAGUUACAGAUGUAAUUUCCUUUGUCAAACAUAAGGUACCAAAUAUGAUGCAAUAAAACGUUUUGAAAAACAAUUGUGUGAAUAUUUAAACCAAUCUCUGUUGUACUUUGAAAAUGAAUGGGUUCCCAGGAGUGCAGCUCAGGGUUGGCUUACUAUGCUGUCCGGUUAUGCUAAUAAUGUCACUGCUGAUGGGUGGAUGCUGAGUAUAAAGUGCAAGCGAAUUAUGUGAAUACUGAAUGUCUGGCUAGUCCUAUAACACAGAAUGCUUUUCUGCUUGGCUUUUAAGUUCCACCGGUAUUACGUUGAAGCUUAUUUUCCGAGUUGAGCUACGUUCAGCUUGUCUACUGUGUUAAUAAUAUAGAUACGUCCUCGAAUGUUGCUUUUUUUAAUAGGUUUAUCAUAAAACAGAGCGGAAAAUAAACUACAGCUUAUAAAGUGAGUGCCUUCUUUGCUGCAGGAAUUCAGUCAGAGAGUAUCUGUCAUGUGGAUACACAGCCUUCUUCUUCCACGUAAUAGAUGUCAGUGAUUGAUGCGUACAGUUCAGAAAUCUGGGAGGAUUUAUCGAGGUUUGUAGUUCUGUCAGUUUUUUCUUGUGCGUUCAGCAACACUUUCUUUUCACGGUUAGAUGAUCCUCUUGAAUGUUUGUGGUGUAGUUCACGUUGAAAAUAUAUGUUGUAUUGCUGUAUUUGUAUAUUUAAUCUGCUGGGCUUUAAAGGACUAGAACGCCUGUAGAGCCUCUAACUGCUCUUUAAUGUCUAGAUCUCGGUCUUUUUUGUGGCCUGAGAUGCUCGGACUGCAUGUCUUCUGCAACCACUGGAGAUGGUUCGAUCUUGCCUUCGCCAGCUAUGAGCUCUUGGCCUUGCCUCUUUGAGUAUUGCUGCCGUUCUCUUGGCUUCCGAUGCUUAGCUGGAGGCAGAUAAAUGCUCACUUUUCUAAACAGUUCGUGAAUUGCAUCGAGCAAUUUUCUUUUUUUCAAAUUGCGUUUUGGAUGCUGCCUAUAAGCGGGAUUGUGUCCUUCACUUGUUCCCCGCCUGUUUUUGCAUCGAAAUAGAUGAACUAAAAGCAAGAUUGUUAUCCUUCAUGAUGCCAGUGGGAAAGGAUAUUUCUACGGGCCUUCCAGAAACCUCCAUCUACAUAUCUGUUACGGUUCCCCCCAAGACUUCCAAAGGCAUCCGUUGUGCUUCAGAAGGGGUGCUUUCAGAUCAGAGGUUCCUCAUUCCCUUCCGGAAGACUGCUGUCUCAGGCAAGGAAGUAGAGAGUUUCCCUGAAGUAGGAAUUGGAUUCUUAUUUCUUCACACAUCUCAGGUGUGUGGUUGACUGCCGAGGAGGCGUUUAUAAAUAGAGCUGGAAACAAAGUUAUAACCCGACUCAGCGGAUCUUUUGUGAAGUAGCAGUACGGCGUCGUGCUGCAGUGAAAACUUCCCUUUGCAUGCUGAGAUAAAUGGCAGACUCUGGUGUUCAGCUGCAGUCAGAGCAAUCUAGAACAGCUUAUUAGUGGCAAAAUUGGGUUUAGUAUUUCACAGUUUCCCCUGAAGAAACAUUCUUUUGCAAUAAGUGGAGCCACAGCUGAUGGCAUAUGCCGUGGAUAUCGGUUUUUGGUUGUUGCUGGGGUUGGUUUUUUUGGGGGGGAGAGGAGAGGAGGGCUGGGACUCGAACAAUAAAUUUUCCUUAGACAAGACUGCAGCUUGGGUUACUGCGUGCUGCAUAAAGCAGUGUGAAGCGGACUUAAAUUUUAAGUAAUUAAAAGAGGUGGUAAGAUAAUAGGGAGAGCAGAGCGUUCAGGCACAUCGGGCGGUAUGUGCGUACAAACAGAUAAAAUAUUCUCAGAAGGAACUACUCGGUAACAAAUCUUUCUUCUUUGCGUUUAAAAUGCCUUCAAAGCCUCUGCAUCUCCUAAGGUUACACUUUUUGGAUGAGGUCUUAAUGCUGACAUGGCUGCAGGGAGAUAACGUUCCCGGUGUCAGCACAGAAUGAAGUCUCGCUCAGUUGUUCCCCUAGCGUAAGGAGAAGGGUCUGAGUUUCCCAGGAAGAUCUGCAGGGCUAGAUGAGGUACGCACUAUUAGCCUAGCAGACCUUUCUUGAGUAUUUGAUGAGGUGCGUGUUGUUAGCCUAAUAGAUUUUCCUUUAGCGUUUGGUUUGUUUUUACAGGUUUGGAGGUGCUCAGCUGUACAGGAGCCCCUGAACGUUGGUGUAACACCUUAUUGGAGUUGUUUUUAUAUACAGAAGGGAAACACCAAUGAGAGCAGGGUGAGAUGGGGCCUGGGAAACUCGAGGUGCAAACGCAAUCUCGGUAUCAUGUGAGAAAGUUCCAGUGUACAAAAUGUAAGGACUCAGUCUUGGGUUACACCUUCGAAGGCUUGAGCAGCGGUGCCAUUGUUCGCGUAGUGCUAGCACCCCGUAUGCCACAGCUGCACUGCAGACAUUUGCCACUAAUGCUAAAACAUCUGAUAAGGUAAUCCAGCUCAGUGUACCUGAGUAAAAAAUACUUCUUCCCCUUUUCGUGAUUGCUUUAAAUGUUUUGUAAGUGUUCUGUACUGGCAGCUAGCUAGCUUGAAAAUCUUUUCCCCGUCUUCCCUUUCUAGGAAGUUUGCUCUAGAAACGCGGUUUGUACCUGAUGGGUAAUGUAAAAUAGCUCCUACUGUAUGGAAGUACAAGUUGUGCUCGCCUGGUAACAAAGUAUAGCCUGACCUGCUGCUUUGGGAUGCUGUGGAAGAAGGUGUUGCAGAUGUAGUCUAUUUCGAUGGCAGUGUCAGGGAGGAACGGAACAGCCCGUGAGCCUGCUGGCAGCGGAUGCUGCUCCAGGUGGAAGAAGAUGAUUGCUGAGGCUGGGAAUGACCAUUGCUUCAAGGAGCGUUCUGGUUACGAACCGCUCUUUGGUGGUGGAAGGAGCAAAGAGUGUACAUUUUUACUACAAUCAUGGUCGUGUUAUUGUGAUACUUCCUGGAAAUUUAAGCUGCACGUGCCAGUUUCACAGCCUUUUUUGGGGCAGAGACUCUUUGUUGGAGCACACAGCCGGCGGUGAGAACGGCCAAGAGAAGCUGAUACGGCAUCUUGGCAAAAGGAGACUGAAGGGAGUUACGAGGAGGCAGCGUAAUAGAAAUUCUGUUUUAGAUUAAGCAUCAAAGUAGGGUUGGUUUUUUUUGUUGUUGCUAGAAUGAUUACUGAAACUGUAAAUAAUAUAAAUGCAGUCUCCUGUGUCCUGGAAGCUGUACGUGUAUAUUACUGCUAGAGCGGUUCAAGCAAAGAGUAGCAUGUUCACAAAGAUGUAUGUUGGUCCCCAGGUAAAUCGCGGCAGAAAACCCAGAGAUUGAAGGUUAUAUAAUUUACAAGGGACCAUAACAAUGAGUAUUUCGAGGUAAAUAUCACUAGAAAAUUCAAAGCAUCUUAGAAUAGCUUUCCUAAGAUGUUUGUUGUUUUAAUCGAAAAUGUUACAUCUGCUAAUUGUUCAUAACAAAAGGCAAAAAGUACUUCAACAAAAUACUUCUGCCUGGCACUGCCCAUUCAAUAUCUACCUCUACUAGUUCUAGCCUGGUUCAUCCACUGCAUAAUUUUAGCCAUUUAGCACAUAACGUAUGAAAAAGUGUCAUUUGCCUUGUUGGUGAACAAAUGUAUGACGAUGGAUACGUUCAGUUAUAAAAUGUAAUGCAAUAAACCACGAAUUUAGCGAAAGUCCUCUUGUUGGUUCAGUGCGGCAGCAUAUUUAUUGCUUCAUUGCUGAUCCAUUCAAAAACCUUAAAUUAUCAACUCUGCCAAGUUACUUGCAAAUGUACUGGGAUCUGCUUUCCCUUCCAGCCUUCCUAACCGGUUAAAAAUGUUGUACUGUGUUUUUACGCUCUUCUCUGCUGAUAGCAAAUAUUAAAGAAAAAAAAAACACAAAAACUAGCAGGAAGUCAA
Messenger RNA from Phasianus colchicus (ring-necked pheasant), 7808 nucleotides. Lineage: Eukaryota; Metazoa; Chordata; Aves; Galliformes; Phasianidae. The record is from RefSeq and is a predicted model, not a curated record.